GGACAUUCACAACCUCUUCCGGGUUUUACGCAGACUCGCAGAGGCUCGGGAUAAAUCCAUGGAUGCAGUAUUUUGUGGUUGUUUUAUCAAAGUGCGGCUCCCCCGUUGAAGGGAGAAGGUGAAACAGUGCGUGUGAAUCUGCGCUCGGAGGCUCAGCUGAACUGUUUGUUGUCUCUUUAUUCGUGUGCAGCUGAAAACAUGUCUGCAGAAGAAGCGGACAAAACAGGCACCGCGGAUGCUAGCGCCGGUGAUGAGGAGGAGGAAUGGUUGUAUGGAGAUGAGUCUGAGAGCAAAGAUGAAGAUGAGGAGGUCAAACCAAACGCUGCAAGCGAUGCACCCGCCGAUGCGUCAACAGAAGAUGCCACUGAGCACGCUACAGGAAACGGCGUUGCCUCCGAGGCCACAGGGGAAGCAGCAGGUGAGGAUGUGGACAGUGACAGCGACAGUGAUGAUGACGACGAUGACGUCCGUGUCACCAUCGGAGACAUAAAAACUGGAGCGCCACAAUACACAACGUACGGAGCGCCACCCGUCAAUCUCAACAUAAAGACGACAGGCUCAAGACCGUAUGGACAAGCCAAGCUGAAGGGAGUGGAUCUGGACGCCCCUGGAAACAUUAACGGCGUUCCAGUGCUGGAGGCCGACAUGGAGUCGUUUGAGGAGAAACCCUGGAGGAAGCCAGGAGCGGAUCUGUCUGAUUACUUUAACUACGGCUUCAAUGAGGACACGUGGAAGGCUUACUGUGAGAAACAGAAGAGGCUGCGCAUGGGCCUGGAGGUCUCCACUCUCGGCUCAGUGACGAGCAAGAUCACAGUUCAGCAGGGUAGGACAGGCAAUGAGAAGGACAUGUCCAUUUUACCUGUUCACACCUCCAAGCCAGACUUUACGUCUCCUGUCAACAUGUACAAGUCUUCUGUCAGUCAGGUCACCAGGAUCUCCCCGCCUCAGUGGCCUGGCCCGCCUAUCCAGGACAUGUCCUAUUAUACGAAGACGAGCGGUACGAUCGACGUGAUCGGAGGACAGACGGCCACCAUCAGCCGGGUUGAAGGGCGCCGCAGACACAACCUAGAGGGCAACAACAUCCAGGUGAUCUCCGAACAAUCAGACUCUGAGCCGGCUCCAGCUAAGAUACCCACCUUCUUCCCUCCCGGACCCCUCCCUCCAAACAUACCCCCACCUCCUUUCCUCCCACCGCCACCCAACGUCAGCACUGCGCCGCCCCUCAUCCCCCCACCCAUAUUUACUGUUCCAUGUCUUUCCUCUCGUGCAGGGUUGCCCAUUACUGUCCCACCUCCUGGUUUUCCUCCUCCACCUAGUGGGCCCCCUCCCGCGAUGAUCCCCACUAUGGACAGUGGCCACCCUGGAGGUUAUGACGGACGCUCAGUCCCUCCCUACCCGUUCCCUCAAGGUGGAUACCCUCCGCCCAUGACUGGAGGUCCUCCUCCCUGGCCGCCCAUGAUGGACAACUCAAAACCCUGGGAAAACUACUACAGACGAGACGACAACAAGAGAGAAAAGGAAAGAGAGAGGCCACGAGAGAGGACACAUGAGCGGGAGAGAGAGAGGGAGCACAGCCCGUCAGCCAUGGGCUACACCAGCGAGGAGGAGCGAUAUCGUUACCGCGAGUACCAGGAGCGAGCUUACGGAGAGAGACAUCGGGACCGGGCCAGCCGGGAGAAAGAGGACAGACACAGAGAGAGGCGGCACCGAGAGAAAGAAGAGGGGCGCCACAAGUCCUCCCGCAGCAGCAGUAGCAGGAGGAGGCAUGACAGCGAGGAGGGCGACAGCCACAGGAGACACAAACACAAGAAGAGCAAAAGGAGCAAGGAGGGCAAAGAGGCCAGCGAGGAAAUCAGCGCAGACCAAGAGAACCAGGAGGCCAUGGAGUAGUGCUCACCCCCCUUUGGUUUCUCCUCCCCUCUGUGUGUGUGUGUGUCUGCCCCCAAGUCUCCCACCAAGAUGAAGAUGAAGGAAAGUGACCAACAAAACCAGAGUGUCGCAGAGUGAUCGAUACUUCUUGUCACUCCCCUGUCAAUCCAUCUCAAUACUCCACCCUGCUGUCGUUCAUCCUCACCAUCACUGCAGACGGAGGGCGGGAGAGAGGAGGAGAAGAGGAGGUGGUGGUGAAGGAAGGCUGAGUUUGUCCUCUUUACUCUCGUCUCUCCAUCACUGGCUGACAUGUGACAGGGCAUCGGUCAGUCUUUAUCCUCUCCCCUCGACCCCUCCUCUCACAGCUGCAACCAUUACGUCCCGCUCAGAGAGAUUUCUCCCUCUUCAGUCGAGGCGAUCAGCAGAUUUAGAUCUCUUCCUGUCAUUUGUUUGUCCUUUUGUUCUUGUCCUGUAAGAAGACGUAAGAGAGCUCUCAGUUUAAGUUCAAUUAAAAAAAAACACUUUUGAUAAGA
Labrus bergylta (ballan wrasse) is the source of this 2402-nucleotide messenger RNA. It is a transcript of the gene fip1l1b, whose product is annotated as FIP1 like 1b (S. cerevisiae). Lineage: Eukaryota; Metazoa; Chordata; Actinopteri; Labriformes; Labridae. The record is from RefSeq and is a predicted model, not a curated record. Gene Ontology annotation, cellular component: mRNA cleavage and polyadenylation specificity factor complex.